GUGCACCACUAGAUGGAGCUGUAGGACUCUCAUGUCCACCAAACACAUAAAGCCGCAAACAAAUCUCAGGUAGUUUAAAACUGCUAAUCGACCUUUGAAAUAUCAGUGUGUGUAGAGACAGUUAACGAGACCAAGCUUUGCCUGUGUGACGUUUCUAACAGGCCCAGUAAACAUGAUGAAAAUCACGGAUACAACAGAUCAAUCAACAAAUUACACACAAGACAACAUUCCCAUCUGUCGCCUUUCCCUCUGUGCGCGUAUGUGUGUGUUUUCUUGUGUCCAUGGGGUGGUCUUCACACACACACACACGCGCGCGCGCGCGCGAAGCAGGUAAGCCAAGAAGCAGAGGAAGGUGGACAAGCGGAAUUUCGCUCUAAGAGGAUUAUCGCUGUGGUUAGUCGCCCGCCGGCGUGUCGAUGGACGCCCGACUCGCCGGUUGGAACGCAGCUCACCGCGACGUCAGGCAGCACUGACCUGCGGGAAACCGGGCGAGGAAACGGGUCACACUCGGGAGUGGCGGGACUCUGUUUGAACCGGCGGUAUUUGUAGGUAAACAGCGACAUUAUGCCGGGAGCGCACGGGAAUCCGUCAGCUGGACCGCGUCUGCACCGGAAUCAGGUGUCCUGAGGGGGUUUGUUGUCGUCAGGCCGUUCCAGACAUGAAGACCCGACCUGCGGGCAUCGGCAAAGUCAAUGCCGACUGGAUGGGUUCGCUCCCUUCCAAGCUCAGUGCCAUGCCUCUCAAACACCUCGCCGUGCCAGGGUCUCACGAUUCUUUCACCUUCUGGGUGGACGUGCAUGCUCCUGUGGGUCCCGAUCAGAAGCCGUAUGUGAAGUACCUGGCCACUAUGUUCAGCGUCUUAGCCAAGAAGGUCAUGGUGAAGUGGUCCAUGACCCAGAAUCUGACAUUUCAAGAGCAGCUGGAUGCAGGAAUCCGCUACUUUGAUCUCAGGGUCUCCUCUAAACCAGGCGAGCCAGGAAACGAGAUCUACUUCAUCCACGGUCUGUUUGGCCACAAGGUGAGGGAUGGUUUGUUAGAGAUUAACUCCUUCUUAAGCAGACACAGGAAGGAGGUGGUGUUUCUAGACUUUAACCACUACUACGCGAUGGACGCAGAGCAUCAUGUGUACCUCAUCAACAUGCUCCAGGAAGUGUUCGGCAGCAGGCUCUGUCACAACUGUGCAGUGGAGGCCAUCACUCUGGACUACCUCUGGGACAAGAGACAGCAGGUGAUUGUGUUCUACCAUCACCCAUCAGCUCAGGGCAUCUCGGUCAUGUGGCCUGGCAACGCGAUUCCUGCUCCCUGGGCCAACACCACCGAGCCCAACAAGCUCAUACAGUUCCUGGAAACUACGCUGAAGGAACGUGCCAAGCAGGGCUCCUUCCACGUGUCCCAGGCCAUCCUCACGCCCAGGGUUAACACUGUGGCCAAGGGCCUGGUCUGGGGGCUACGCAGCUACCUGGUGGAAAGAAACCUGCCAACCAUCAUAUCCUGGGUGGAGGCUCAGAGGCCCGGGGUAGACGGAGUCAACAUCAUCACCUCUGACUUUGUGGAGCUCACGGACUUUGCCAACAUUGUCAUCAAACUCAACAACCUGCUGCUGUCAGAGCAGGGCCACAAGCCAAGAUGACACAUGUUUGCCCAGCGGGACAAAGUGGUGGCGCAGGUUGGAAGUCGGAUUGCAGGGUAGCAGUUCUUACAUAACUCACCAGUCCGGGGAAUUAGUUUCUAAAAACAUACUGUGAAGUUAGUUUCAAUAAUGAUAUAUAACAUAACAUUAGUGACUUCUUCUCAUCAACUGACAAGGUUUCAUUUCUUCAUUGAGUACACUUAAGCAGUGAGAAGCACAGGGACCCUGUAGGAUGAAACCUUAGAGACACUGAAAUGACGUAAAACCUUUAAACCGUGCAGGAACUCAUUAACUAACUUUGGAACGUGAACAAAGUCCAAAAGAAGGAAUGAAACUGGGGCUCAGGUCACAGACACCACAGCAUUUUGUUUUUACCACAGUCAUAAGUCAUACAACAGUCUCAUUUCUGGAUUUCUUUCCCUCACAUGCCCUUCUGUGGAACAACUGGGAAUACAUCACAUCCUUACUGGCAAUGCAGUACAGACUCACAGCUACGUGCCACCUCAACAAUGGUCACAUGACUCAGGGAUUUAAUGGUUUAAAUACCUUGAAUCUUACAAAUCAGAGAUUUUUUUAUAAACCAGAAUCACGUAUUGCACUUCUUCUUUUGGCUUUUUGAAAUACUGCAAGUGUAAGUAUGUAGUCACAGCUUGUGUACAUUGUAAUGAAACAUGGUCAGGAGAAAUGUAUGGUUUACACUCACACAUCCAACAGAAAAUGCUUGACAUGGUGGCUGUAACAUUUGUUUACAUUGCAUUUCAAACCCGUUAAUAAUUAUAAACACUCGGCCUGUGAACUAAAGUUGCACUUUGUGUUUUUCCAGUAAUUAAAUGACCAUAACUGAAAAGUACAGGCUGUAGUAUUUUUGUUUCUAUGUUAAGCAAAGUUGGGGUGGCACAGUGGUGCAGUGGUUAGCACUGUCGCCUCAUAGCAAGAGGGUUCCAGGAUUGAAUCCCGGUCUGGGCCCUUCUGUGUGGAGUUUGCAUGUUCUCCCUGUGCCUGCGUGGAUUUUCUCCGGGUCCUCCAGUACUUCCUCCCACAAUACCAAAAACAUGCACAUUAGGUUAAUUAGCUACUCUGCAGUGGUGUGAUGUGUGUGAUAGUUGUCUGUUGGCCCUGCGAUUGACUGGUGACCAGUCCAGGGUGAACCCCACCUCUCACCCGUAGUCAGCUGGGACAGACUCCAGCCCCCCCGCGACCCUGACGGAUAAGCGGUAUAGAAAAUGGAUGGAUGUUAAGCAAAGUUGUGUGUUAUGAAGGAGGAGAGUCUGUGUCCCUGCGGACUUUUAGUUGGACCAUCUAGUUCAACUAGAGAUGCAAACAGUGGCUCCUCAUAGGGGCAACUGCAGACACCUAUAAAUACACACACACACCUUUAAACGUUUACAGUAUUUUUGCUCAGUAUUUUUUCACUUCCAUUGUUUAAGUAGACAUGCAGAAAUAGAAAUGAUUUAAAAGUAUGUAGGGAUAAUGCAUACAUGUAGAAGUACAUUUACAGUACAAUUUAUGACCAUGUCUAGCAUAUGUCAAGGUUCAAUAAAACAGGCCGUACUACACGCAUGCGGUGGUCGACUGAAAUGGCUUGUGUGUAUAUCUGUGUGUGUAUCCGCAUCAGUGUGUGUUACUGUGUUUGUGACUGUGCCUUGUGGGCUCAGUGAUUACUAUGCA
Messenger RNA from Scatophagus argus, 3298 nucleotides. It is a transcript of the gene plcxd2, whose product is annotated as phosphatidylinositol-specific phospholipase C, X domain containing 2. Gene Ontology annotation, biological process: lipid metabolic process. The transcript has 8 exons. Bases 659 to 1630 code for a protein of 323 amino acids. The record is from RefSeq and is a predicted model, not a curated record. Gene Ontology annotation, molecular function: phosphoric diester hydrolase activity. NCBI's taxonomy places the organism in Eukaryota, Metazoa, Chordata, Actinopteri, Scatophagidae.